AUGCCGCCACCCAAGCGACAACAGAACCUCGACGAGCUAUUCGAAAGUGCCAAUCGCCACCGCACCAACACGAUACCAAUCAAUGAGGAAAGCGAGGACACGAUUCUGCGCACCAAGCUGGAGUUGGCCACUGAGACGUACGAGGCGGCGCAGGACAAGAUCAAAAGGCUGCAAGAACAGCUGCGGGAACGCACUGCCGAGCUUGAAGCUUACGACGACGCCCCUGACAACGACAGCGCAAACAGGAUGAAGAUCUUGUUGGAAAGCCGCAGCAAGUACUUCAUGGCGGUGACGGAGGCACGCAAAAAGGAGAUGCGUGCGAGAGAGGAGUUUCUGGCUGUGUUGCGGAAGGUGGGCCUAGACCAGGUUCAGUGGGGCUGA
Molecule: messenger RNA, 381 nt
Organism: Lasiodiplodia theobromae
Lineage: Eukaryota; Fungi; Ascomycota; Dothideomycetes; Botryosphaeriales; Botryosphaeriaceae
Product: Mfs sugar transporter
Exons: 3
Coding region: 1-381 (126 amino acids)
Source: RefSeq, a predicted model, not a curated record